Messenger RNA from Drosophila kikkawai, 2454 nucleotides. RefSeq names its product stromal membrane-associated protein 1. NCBI's taxonomy places the organism in Eukaryota, Metazoa, Arthropoda, Insecta, Diptera, Drosophilidae. Gene Ontology annotation, molecular function: GTPase activator activity; metal ion binding. Gene Ontology annotation, cellular component: cytoplasm. The record is from RefSeq and is a predicted model, not a curated record.
UAUAUCGAUAGAUGCAUUCGUUUUUGGCAACUCUAGUUUUUCGGCAAAGAAACUCGUAGUUUCCAUUAUAAAAAUUGUCAUUUCGGUGGUAUUUGAACAUCCAUGUGAAGUAGAGAUAAGCCAAAACACUCCCGUCGUCCACGCCACGUCGCAUAUCGCGUCCCGAAGCAGCGCUCAGAUAUACAUUUUAUACAGGCCAAGCGGAGUGCGAAACAAGUGCAAAAUGAGCUCCUCCAAUGCAAGCCAGCGCACGAAGCUCAUCCAGGAGAAGUGCCAGACUCUGCUGACCCAGAUGCUCCGCGAUGAAGACAACAAAUAUUGCGUGGACUGCGACGCCAAGGGUCCCCGCUGGGCGUCCUGGAACCUGGGUAUGUUCCUCUGCAUCCGUUGCGCUGGUAUCCACCGCAACCUGGGCGUGCACAUAUCGCGCGUUAAGUCGGUCAACCUGGACACCUGGACCCCGGAGCAGGUGAUCUCGUUGCAGCAGAUGGGCAACUCGCGGGCCCGUGCCGUUUACGAGGCGCAGCUGCCUGACGGUUUCCGCCGGCCGCAGACGGACACGGCGCUAGAGAACUUCAUCCGGGCCAAGUAUGAGCACAAGAAGUACCUCGCUCGCGAGUGGGUGCCGCCCUCGCCGCCUAAGGUGGACUGGGCCAAGGAGAUCGAUGAGGAACUAGAGCGGCAGAAGCGCAAAAAGAAGACUGCCCAGGCCAGCUUGGGUCUCAGCGGGGUGUCGAGUGGCGCCGACAAGCGUCUCGCUAGCACCUCGACCUCAUCGGCCUCCAAGAACGCCCCCCUUCCCGCCCCACUGCCCAAGCCGAAGCCCAACCAAGUCGGCGGCUGUAGCCCGAAGACCACGCAGCGCGUCCAGCUAAACAACCAAACUAAUAACAGCGCGGGCGAAAGCGACCUCUUGGGCCUGUCGUCGCCCACCAAGCCAAUGGGCAUUGGCAGUGGUGGGGCAUCAAGCAGUGCCAGCCAAGACUUGCAAAACGAAAGUUUCACCAGCUUUCUCAGUGCCGAAACGAUUGGCGGACAGCCGGAUAAGCUGAACGGCAGCAACGGUGACGGCGGUGGUGGCAUGCUGGCUGCGAAGCCAAACUCACUGGCCCAGGAGGAGCAGGACUUCUUCAACCAGGGAUCGCUUGGCGCCACCGGCAGCGAAAAGGACCAGUCCGGUAAGCUCUCCAAGGACAGCAUCCUUGCGCUCUACGGCAACGCGCCAGCUGCGCAUAAUCCUCAGAUGAACUUUGGCGGCUUCACGGGCAUGGCGCCCGGCGGAUACAUGCAUCAGCAACAGCAGCAGCAGAUUCCACACCAGUUUAUGACGCCGCCAAACUCGGUCAGUAUGUACAACUCGCCGGUGAUGGCCGCGCCGAAUGCCUUCAGCAAUGCGACCAUUAGCAGUGCCACUGCCAUGAGCCUUGGAGGUGUUAACUUCGGCGGCGGGCAGUUUCCCACCUCCGGGGGCAGUCCAUUUGCCGCCGCUGGCCAAGGCUCUGCGACGAACCUGAUGCAGACGAACCAAAGCAUCCUAAGCGGGAUGCCGCUUUUUGGAACUGUUCCACAACAGCAGCAGCAGCAGCAUCAGCAACAACAGCCACAUCACCCGCAGCUUGGCGGCCUGUCCAUGAACUUAAUGCAACCCCUGCCCAGUGGUCUGAACAUGGGCCAGCCGCAGGGAUCGGGGGGAUUUGCAGCCACUGCCGGUCCUGCCGCUUCCUCAGUACCAUCAAAUCUGAAUCAGCAAUUUGGAAACCUAAAUAUCGGAAAUGUCUGGCAAUAAAUACGGCGUGUAUUUAUGUAGUUGUAUUCCUUUAAUUAAUUUUAAGACACGACGAGUGCUUGUCCCUCGGUGUUGCAAUGAUCUGUACAACUUGCCAGCUUCUGUCUGUAGUUAGUUGUCCUGCGCAAGGACUCCCGAGAGGGCGAAACUAUACGUAUAAUUAUAGGAGAAUUAACUGUCAUGCAAGCCACUGUAUUAAAUGUGAAGGAUGAGUUGGUCAUGACCACCGAGGAUCGGGUCGCGUCUGCUCGUUCAAAUCUAUUCCAAUUCCAAUUAUUAUCCUAAUGCAUACAUACAUGUGUAACACACGAACCUCUAAUUACAAUUGAACUACGAACUUAACGCACUUCCCAAUCAAAAUGUACAUGUUAUUUUCGAACAUAUUAGCUAGGAUUUGAUACACACACAAGCAUGCAUACAACCAAUCGUCCACCAGGUGUGAAUGUGAAGUAGAGAUUUGGCAAAAUGUACUUUUUAAACGGAUCGGAUAUGUGUACAUGUGUCCCCUAAGGAACUAGGAGUAUUCGCGCCAGUUUGUCAAUGUAAAUCUUUAAUAUCAUGGCUGGGAAGUCGACGGAUUUAUUGUAUUCGAUUCUUAAGUUGCUAUGUCUAAGGAAUAAAUCAAACAACUUCGAACUGUGUAAUAAUAAAAUAUUCCGACAAUUGUA